UUUUCAAACUUCCGGGUUACGUGCUUGAGUUCCCCGCCUUUUGAGUAAGCGACGGACGUCCCCUUCACAAUAAUACCUCGAACGGUUUUUAAUUAGCCGCUGUCUAAAGGCUUUAUGAGACUUUUCUGAAACAUGGAGCUACUUAACGUUAGCUAACUCUUCAAUAUUUAUAUCAAACCAACAGGCAGUCAUGUUGCUACCGUCCGACGUCGCUCGGCUUGUUUUGGGGUACCUUCAAGAAGAGGGACUGUCCGCUACAAGCCGAACUUUCAUUCUUGAGAGCCAAAACCUGAAAGAGUAUGCAGAACACACCACAGAAGAUGGGACUAUUCCUGCUUGUGUAUUUUCUAUCUUUGGGAAAGGCCUAACAACCAUCUUAAAUGAGUAUGUAUCUGCCAAAACAAAAGCAGAGUCUUGUCAUGAGGUACCUGCCAUGAUGACUUCGUUGUGGAAAAAGCUGGAUUUUACACUCAACCAGAUCAAGUCAUUGCAGAAUUCCCCCGCUCUAUCAGCAAGUCAAAGAACACGUUCACGCAUUGGAGUGGCAAACAUGGCUCGACAGCGGGUCUUAAGUGUGGCUUCAGCUAGUGGUAUUGUCUGCACAUCAGUUUCUGAAACAAGCUCCAUCAUCAGCCCUGCACACAUCUCCCACGGCAUGCUCGGCCACUCAACGCCUGUGAGCUACACCGCCACGCACACCCGACCAGUUACCGCCAAUGGCACACACCAGCAGAUCCUGGAUGUCAAUCAAUCACUAAAUACGCCAAGAGAUUCACCUAUACAGAUAGUUGUUUCAGAAAAUCGGCUAAACCCAGGUCCAAUGUCUCCUGGAAGACGGAAAUGGGACACCCCCAGGAAGAGAGGUGGUGCUCAGAGUGGUUCCAGUGUCCUUGGCAGAUGCGCAAUGACCGUCAGUGAUCCCAGUGCAGAAUCCCAACCUGAAGAGGCAGCUGAUGAGAACUUUCCUCAACUUGUGAUACAAAAUGCACGUGACAAGAUAUUGGGGGACAGAUCGUUACAAGAGAAGCUUGCUGAAAACAUCAACAAAAUCCUCGCCAAUGAGCCAACGCCCCAAACAUCUAAGGCCCCUUCCAAUACAGUGGAGGCAGACCAGUCUAUAGAUGAAAUCCUGGGAUUACAGGGGGAAAUCCACAUGAGUGACGAUGCCAUCCAUGACAUUCUGGAGCAAACAGAGUCCGACCCAGCAUUUCACGCCCUCUUUGAGCUCUUUGAUUACAAUAAAACCAGAUUCACUGAUGGCGAUCCAGGGGAGGGAGAUAUUAGCAGUAGUCCAGAAGAGAGUGACACUGCUGGACCUUCAUCUACAGUUGUACCCCUUCAGAGUGAUGAUCCAGGCAUUGCACACAGAGAUACUGUGGCUUUAACUACAACACCAAUGACAUUGAAGAUGAGAGCUGGACAAGAGCGUAAGACCAGAAAGUCUACUGCUCCCACCUUGUUAAAGAAGGCUGUACUUGGCCCCAGCGUCAAAGCAUCCAGAAUUGAAAACAGUUUAGCCAAAUUGUUAGUGAAUCAAUGGGAGCACCAAGAUGUCUCAUCUGCUCCAAUGGACUCAAACAGAAAAGAAAAGGCCUCACUUUUAAAUAACAGUGGUUUUGUAACACCAAUGGAUAUUGAUGAACCUUUGAAUACACCUCCCCCUCUUUUAGACGGUAUAGACACUCAGGAGCCUGCUACAAACGACAGCACCCCCAUCACAACUUCCCCCAGUGAAUCAAACAUUCUUCCCUCUCCUGCAUUUGCACAAGGAUCUGAAGUGCAACCUGCUACUGCCCCCCCUGUUUUUUUGUUUCCUUUACAAGUUGAACUAAUCAACACUCCAAUGCCGACUGCUGACCUACCUCAUAUGUCAAUUCCAAGCACUGGAAUAAACACUCAACCAGGGUCUACUCUCUCAGUAACACCUGAAUCUGCCUCUUGCACGUCUUCUUCUAGCAGUUCCACAGUUACAGCUGUGCCUGCCUUGCCUUCAUCUACAUCAACUGCUACACCAGUCACAGCAACACCUAUCUCACCCACAUCUGCUUCUACCUCUGCAACGCUUACGGCUACACCUGCCUCAUCCUCACCGGUCUCACCUGAAUCCUCCCUGCCGUCUUGUGCCCCAGUUGGUGCAGCAUCUAAUCCUCCAACCACCAACCCCACCACCCCAAGCAAGGCUGCAGCAGAUUCCAGUAAUAUAGUUUCUUUAAAGAUCAUCAUCAGCGAUAACCAGGAUGAGGAUUCUCCCAGUGACACAACCUUGAGUCAGGCAAUUUCUAGCAUUUCCAGAGACAAGAUACCCACCAUAUAUCUUUCCUCUCCAGCUAAGUCCUCUGGAGGAGGCCCCAGCACACCAAAGGCCAACUUGGAUGAGGCAGCACAGGCAGUUAGUGGCUUACAAUGCGCAGAGGCACAUGCUAGUCCUCUCAGCUGUAAGGCUGGGGUUGUAGUUGCAUCCCCAUUAACAGGGACAUCACAGGCCCAGCCAAACUACAUAAUUCAACUACCCCUGGACACCACUAAUCCUGCCCUCCAAGGAGCCACUGCCAGCUAUUUCCUUGUAAAUGAACCCCAGACUACAGAUGCUCAAACUAGACAGGUGCUGCUGUCAGCUGGUGUUUCAAAGGGACAGCCUUUGCCUGCCAGCCAGUAUGGGGUGACUACACCAACUCGCUCUCGAGGCUACUCCACCGGGUCAACAUUCAUCCUACCAUCACCUGUUAAUAAGCCCAUGAUGCUUCCAGUUUCUGUAAUGGGGCAGAAUACUCUGGGCAAGGUCCAGAUGGUGUCCAAUCAGCUUGUUGCCAUACCAAACCCAGUACUGGUACAUCAGUCAAAAGAUGUAAAGCCCAAGUCUCCCACAAUGGCAGUAAAAUGGUCUACACCUGCUGGCACUGAGCCGAACCUGGUUGGUAAGUUAGUUCUACCUGUGAUGGCUAAAAACACAGGCCAGCUGGAUACGGAAAAGGGUGCUAGACAUAAGAGAAUUUUAUGUUUUGACUCUACUGCAGAGGUUCAACCACAAACUGCUGACACAACAAGAACCACCAAACCUCCAGCUACAAACACAUCUACAUCACAAUCUGUCCAGCAAUCUGAGAAAGAUGAUACACAGUCAGUGGCUCGAAGAAAACCUUCUAUCUUGGGUGGCAACAAGCCCAAGAGGAGGAUAGAGACUGUCAGAUGCUCAGCCAAUCCCCAGACUGGAGGAGGCUUCAUGAAGGAGGUAGAAAAGGCAGAAAAGGCCAUGCCUUCACAACAGCACCAGAAGGAUCCUCUCAAAAAGAACUCUCGCAAACAAGAUCAUAGCACCCAUAACAAAGAGUCUCAAAGUGCAAGAACCAGCAGGGUUGAUGCCUCACAGCCUGAGACUUUGAAAAAAUCAGAAUUAGGAAGGAGAUCAAAAUCAAUUGAAAGGAAACACAAUCAUAAGGAUGGUAAUGGAGCAAAAUCUAAGGAUUCUCAUACUUCUAAAUCAUUGUCCUCUGAUUCUGAACUGAAAUCAGGGACUAGAAUGGACAAAGAGGAGGGCUGCAGGAAAGAAGCUGCAGAUAAAUCUCCUGUUAAAUCAUGUGAGGGGCGUACAGAAAAGAGAACUCCCUCUCAGGAGAUACCAAAUGUUACCGCUAACAAGGAGAAUGAAAUUAAGGGUAGCUUGCAAGAACAACAUUCAACACCCUCAUCCUCAACAUUAAGAGACUUUAGCCCUCCAGCCGUCACACAGCCUGCAUCUAAUCCUCAGUCCAAAGCGACAAAAGCCCCCUCAAAGACCAGCUCUCUGGCUAAACAGGCAGCUGAGAUGCUGCAGGACCUCCAGGGGCUCAGCUCUCCUUCUACCCCCACCAGGAGGCCUGGAGCAAGCAGUUCCGACCAUAGUGUUCCCCGGACCCCCGGGCCUGGCCGUAACCAGGAGGAGUCAGCUGAACGUCCCAGGACUCCCUCCCGACAGAAGAAAUGUAGAGAUGGAGAGGGAACUCCCAAGCAUCUAAUGCCCCCCAACACCCCGGAUGUCCCCACCUGCAGCCCAGCCAGUGAGGCUGGCAGUGAAAACAGUAUUAACAUGGCUGCUCACACACUUAUGAUUCUUUCACGUGCUGCCAUUGCCAGGACAGGCACUCCACUUAAGGACAGUUUGCGUCAAGAGGAAGUAGUAGAAAGUUUGCCCGCAAGCUCAAAGAGUUCUAAAAAACGCAAACCACCUUCUCCCACAGCCAGCCCGCCUUCAAAGAAAAAGUCAAAACACUCUCCCAGCAAAAAGACAGACCGGGAAAGGAAGAAACUUGCAGAUUGCUUUCCCCAUGACUUAGAUGUGGAUAAGUUCCUGUCUUCACUUCACUACGACGAGUGAAAAUGGAAACACCAACGGAAAAGGACCUUAUCACUACCUACUCAAAUUACUAUCAGGAAUAAAAAAAAGCCAUCUGUUGAACAAGCGUGCAUGUUUCCUAUUUAGUAACCUUGCCCGAGACCUUAUAAGCUGUAGUGUCUUCUUCACCCAAUGAGGGACUUUGAUUUGAUUGAUUAGUUUCCGGUGUGAGGGAUCUGCAUACAAUCCUGUUAGAUGCAGUGGCAGAGGGGCAACCAUGGCACUUUGAUGUAUUUUUUUAUUUUUAUCCCCAUGCUCACUUCUGUUUAUAUUAUCAUUGUUUAGUACUACAAUAAAAACUAAUAUAAUGUGUGCAUGUUGAUAAAAUUAGUGACUCAAAGAAUUUUCCUGGUCAAUAUUUGACUCUUAAUAAAUCCAGAUAACACUGACUGAUCGGUUGGUAUGUAAAAAUAGGUUUUGGAAUUAUGUCUAGUACUUUUAGUAAAACUGAAUGAAGAGCUACCACUGAUUUUAGUUUUUCAGUUUUAAGAUUAUAUUUUACGGCAAAUGUGUUUUUUUUUUAUAUAUAUUUGUUCUUUGUUAGAUUAGACAAAAUGGCUGCAACUUGAUAAAUUGCAUACUCAGGCUUUAUUCAACGUUGUAAUAAAACAAAGAAACAGC
This is a messenger RNA of Etheostoma cragini (Arkansas darter), 4990 nucleotides long. RefSeq names its product nuclear protein, ataxia-telangiectasia locus (gene npat). Gene Ontology annotation, molecular function: transcription coregulator activity; protein binding. Gene Ontology annotation, cellular component: nucleus. The record is from RefSeq and is a predicted model, not a curated record. NCBI's taxonomy places the organism in Eukaryota, Metazoa, Chordata, Actinopteri, Perciformes, Percidae. The transcript is spliced from 17 exons. The coding region runs from base 191 to 4351 and encodes 1386 amino acids.